UGCUUUCCUUGGCUGUCGUGUGUGGGCUGGGGUUGGUGCGGGCUGCACUUGGUCCGCAGUUCUGCGCCGGGGGCUUUUGUGUCCGCCUUUUGCUUUGCUUUCUGUGCGCGUUUUUGUUUUGUUUUUUCUUUCCUCCGCGCGCUGCUCCCCAGCGGAAGCCGUGAGGCUCGGAGGCAGGAGCCCUCACCCCAGGCGAGGAGCGAGCGCGCAGCGUGAGCACCAGAGUGACGGCUGCGGGGAAGGGGGUUCGCCGCCGAGAUGCCGGAGUUCCUGGAAGACCCCUCGGUCCUGACGAAGGAGAAGUUGAAGAGUGAGUUGGUGGCCAACAAUGUGACGCUCCCGGCGGGGGAGCAGCGCAAAGACGUGUACGUGCAGCUCUACCUGCAGCACCUCACGGCGCGCAACCGGCCGCCGCUCGCCGCCGGCGCCAACAGCAAAGGGCCCCCGGACUUCUCCAGCGACGAGGAGCGCGAGCCCACCCCGGUCCUCGCCGCCGCGGGCCGCGGCCGCGCCGCCGUCGGCAGGAAAGCCACAAAGAAAACUGAUAAACCCAGACUAGAAGAUAAAGAUGACUUAGAUGUAACUGAACUCACUAAUGAAGAUCUUCUGGAUCAGCUUGUAAAGUAUGGGGUGAAUCCUGGCCCUAUUGUGGGAACAACCAGGAAGCUAUAUGAGAAAAAGCUGUUGAAAUUGAGGGAACAAGGAACAGACUCAAGAUCUUCUACUCCUUUCCCAACAAUUUCUUCUUCAGCAGAAAAUACAAGACAGAAUGGAAGUAAUGAUUCUGACAGAUACAGUGACAAUGAAGAAGGAAAGAAGAAAGAACACAAGAAAGUGAAGUCCACUAGGGAUUUUGUUCCUUUUUCUGAACUUCCAACUACUCCCUCUGGUGGAUUUUUUCAGGACUCUAAAAUAGAGCUCAAGCUUGAGAAGAGAGAACCACUAAAGGGCAGAGCAAAGACUCCAGUAACACUCAAGCAAAGAAGAGUUGAGCACAAUCAGAGCUAUUCUCAAGCUGGAAUAACUGAGACUGAAUGGACAAGUGGAUCUUCCAAAGGCGGACCUCUGCAGGCAUUAACUAGGGAAUCCACAAGAGGGUCGAGAAGAACUCCGAGGAAAAGGGUGGAUACUUCAGAACAUUUUCGUAUAGAUGGUGCAAUAAUUUCAGAGAGUACUCCCAUAGCUGAAACUAUAAUGGCUUCAAGCAACGAAACCUUAGUUGUCAAUAGGGUGACUGGAAAUUUCAAGCAUGCAGCUCCUAUUCUGCCAAUCACUGAAUUCUCAGACAUACCCAGAAGAACACCAAAGAAACCAUUGACAAGAGCUGAAGUGGGAGAAAAAACAGAGGAAAGAAGAAUAGAAAGGGAUAUUCUUAAGGAAAUGUUUCCCUUUGAAGCAUCUACACCAACAGGAAUUAGUGCUAGUUGUCGCAGACCAAUCAAAGGGGCUGCAGGGCGGCCAUUAGAAUUCAGUGAUUUCAGGAUGGAGGAAUCUUUUUCAUCGAAAUAUAUUCCUAAGUAUAUUCCUUUGGCAGAUGUCAAGCCAGAAAAGACAAAAAAGGGACACUCCAUUCCCAUGUGGAUAAAAAUUUUGCUGUUUGUUGUUGUGGCCAUUUUUUUGUUUUUGGUCUAUCAAGCUAUGGAAACCAACCAAGUCAAUCCAUUCUCUGGUUCUUACCUUGGCAACUCUAAACGUGUCAACUGAAUGAUAUCUCUUUGGCACACUCAACUUGGUCUCCUAUUUUUAAUAACUGUAUAAAAAAAUUUGUGUACACUUUUGACGCAAGAGCUAAAUAUAAUGUGAUUCACCUCAAAUGUAGUAUUCCAUUGAAAAGUAAGCGAUAUAUAAAUGGACUUCAUUUAAAUGUUUUGGACUUUGGACUAGCAGGAGAUCACUUCGUGCCAUACAAAUAAUCUUUUUUAGCUCUGGAACUUUUUUGUAGACUUUAUUUUUUUAAUGUGGGCAUCUUAUUUCAUUUUUGAGAAAAAUGUAUAUUGUUUCUGUGUUUCAAGAAGGGCAAAAUGUAUAAUGUGAAGCUACACAUUUAAAUACUUUGAAUUCUUACAGAAAAGAUUUAAGAAUUAUUCUCUGCUGAAUAAAAACUUUAGAGAUAUGUGAAACAUGAAAUUUGGUAAGAGAAAAAGUAACUUGGAGUUGUACUUUUUGUAACAGCAACAAAGUUUAAUGGUGUUUAUGGGGAAAAGUACGGCAAUAAUCUCUUCAGUAACUUUUUAUUACUAGUAAUGCUAUUAGUGUAGGUAGCCCUGUUGUACUCACUUUUUAAAAAAUUUCUAGUAUCAUGAAUGUCCUACUUUGGUAAGACCCAUUUAAAUACAGUUGAAUUUUAGCAGUAAUCUUUUAGUGCUAAAGAUUCCUAUAUGUAUAUGUUUUAGAAAACUGUUAACUGGCUAUCCAUGUUUUUAAAAGCUGUUUAGCUAGCUAGAAGGCUAUAAUUGGGAACCUGUAUUUUUUAUUUUACAGCUAAAAAUAUUGUCAAUCCAGUUUGCUACCAAAUAUUUUUUAGAUAAAUAGGUGUGUGUCUAUUUAGAAAUUAGAAACUUUACACACUGGUCUUUGUUUCCAUUUGAAUUCCUUAUUGCAUUGUCUUCUGUUACUAAAAACAAAUUUUGCCAAGUUUUUUUUGCCCUGUUUCCCAACAUAAUUUGACUUUAAAAUGCAGAAAGUAUUAGCUUUUAAAUUACAUAAACUUUUCUUGGAUACACAGUAGUUACAUAAAUUUGUGAACUCUGAAUAUGAGGUGGGCAUUAUGAUUUUUGUGUACUCUUGAAGUGGUUAACUUUAUCUUGUGGUUGAUGUAUUUUUUUUAGCUAAAACUUACCUCAUGUAUAACUUGGUUAAUUAAUUGAAAUUUCAACAGAAUCAAGGAAAACAAAAAUUUUAAACUUACUCAUUUGAGUUACUAAUUUUACAGUCUUUGCCAUAAGCACACUAAAAAUGUAAGUUAUUUUUAAAUGCCAUCUGAAAUAAAAAGAUACUUUUGCAAAAGGGAAAAUGCUGAAGGUGUAUAUUUAGACCAGCAAACAAUUUUUAUUUGAAUUAGCCCAUUUCUGAUAUUUAGCUUUUAGAUAUUUUGUAGACAUUUUUCACUUGGCAGUUUAUCAGAAAUGUUUAUAGGCCUGAGGGAGUAAGAAACAUAUAGGUCAGAAAUGCUUGCCUCUUUGAGUAAAAGUGUUUCUUUGAGAUGAGCCACACAGGGGGCACAUUUUACUCAACUUUCCUGCGUAAGGUAAUAGCAGUCUACUUUCACUUUCUUUGUUUUUAAACUUUGUUUCCCAUUUUGUUUUCGAUCUUUUGUUUAUAAUUAGAAAUUGUGAGAAGCUGCAUUUACUGUUUAAAAAUGUGGGAUGAUAAAUCAGACUUAAUAUGUAUGUAAGAUCAAUUUUCUAAUAGGAAAGAUGUGGUCCAAAAUAGCAAAAGUAGGACCAGAUAAAAGUCUCCCCAUCCCCCCACCCCCCCAUGUGUAUUUGGUCUUUUGUGUGUGUCUGUUUUACUCGACUAGAAUUAAUGUGUCCUUGAUGUAAACGCAAAGCAUUUCUUCCCAAUUAAACUGUAGAUGUAGACUUUACAAUAUAAUUCAACAAUAAAAAAAUAGUUAAUCUCUA
This is a messenger RNA of Myotis myotis, 3623 nucleotides long. RefSeq names its product thymopoietin (gene TMPO). Bases 259 to 1704 code for a protein of 481 amino acids. Lineage: Eukaryota; Metazoa; Chordata; Mammalia; Chiroptera; Vespertilionidae. Gene Ontology annotation, molecular function: DNA binding. The transcript is spliced from 10 exons. The record is from RefSeq and is a predicted model, not a curated record.